Molecule: messenger RNA, 2872 nt
Organism: Anopheles cruzii
Lineage: Eukaryota; Metazoa; Arthropoda; Insecta; Diptera; Culicidae
Product: polypeptide N-acetylgalactosaminyltransferase 16-like
Exons: 4
Coding region: 1096-2850 (584 amino acids)
Cellular component (GO): Golgi apparatus
Source: RefSeq, a predicted model, not a curated record
CGAAUCGGACGGGUUGUCUCUUGUGUCCCUGGGACGGGAAAGUGGACGCUGGCGCCACAGAGCCUCCCCGGAAGUGGGCCCUCGGUGGUGGCAGGCGACGGAAGGAAUAACAAUUGAAACCGCCCCGUGACACCGUCGAUCGAUCGAUUGCACUGGCGGGGGAUUAAGUCGCUGUCUGUUACGUGAUUAAAGUUUUGUUUAAGUGGUGCAGAACGGUGUGCGGCGCACAGGAAGAAGAACCCAUUUGCCGGGUGCGGCGUGCUCAUAACACACGUGGCCAGUUCCCGGGGUAAUCGUUGUUAUUGCAGUCUACUUCCGGUACUUCCUUCCGUUCUCGGUCUAACCAUACCUCGUAAUGGUAAUUGCCGCGGGUUUGUAGUGCUCCAACACGAAUACUUGUGUCGAUCGAUCCGCGCGACAUUCGAUUACGCAUUCGUUGGGUUUGCGCCCAUUACCCGUCUUAUCGGUCCGCGGCGCCGCAUAUGGUCUCGCGUUGUGCGCGUCAGCGAAGUAAGCCGUUGUGUGCUUGUUGAUAAAAUAAUCAAUACGUAUGUUUUUUGUGUAUUUCUAUUAGAACUGAGUAGAGUGAUGGUUCUAUCUAUUCGAGUGUUUACACAUUGACCGUGUUAGUGCCAGGCUCUGUGCCGGGGACAAAUAAUAAAUGAGUAAUAAGAAGAGAAAGCCCCGUUAGAGAGGCCGCAACGAGCUGUAAAGUGCAAAUAAUUUCUUGUGCUCUUUUCUUCACCGAUCGUACUGUGGCCGGCGCUUUGUUAAUUGUGAAAAAUCUGCGGCCCGGCGUGGUACCGUUUCGUCUAUUCUUUGCCCGCCCGCCGAAGAUCUCUAGCGAACCAAUAAGACCUCGACGACGACGACGGCAGAGGUCUCGGUGCAAAUUAGUCUAAAUUGAUGUGCCCACAGCAAAACGGGUUCCGAUUGGGGCGUCGCUUCACAACUGGAGCACUUACGGGCCGGACCACCGUGUCCAGCGCGAGAUAGGAUCGCGCGCCUGGCCGCCAGACGCAUUCCAGUUCCCCAGCUUGCCGGAUAGUCGCCCCCGGGAAAGACGAUGCCCACACGCUACCGGCGGUCCCCACGAUGAAGGUACCGCGCAAGAAGGCGUUCGGGUUUCUGCUGAUCGUCGCGUUCGGUGCCCUGCUGGUGUUGUGGAACAACGUGUACCUGUUGCACCUGCCACCCCCCGGGCGCCGUAAGGUGGUGGGUACGAUCGCGGAGAUGAAUCUCACCGUUAGUCUGGCCCUGGUUUACGAGCGCUGGAACCGGGUGGCGACCGAGGCGGCAACCAACCUUCCGGUGCCCUUCACCCUUCAUCACUUCAACGUCACGGCAAGCGAUCACAUCGGGAUCGAUCGCACCAUUCCCGACACACGCCAUCCCAACUGCCAAGAGCGCAGCUACCUCACGACACCUGGCCGCACCACAUCUGUGAUAAUAACGUUCCACAACGAAGCCACUUCAACGCUGCUGCGCACCAUCGUGAGCAUACUGCGGCGAACACCCCACGAUCUGUUACGAGAAAUUAUCCUCAUCGACGAUUGCAGUGAUAACGGCAUGACGGCGUCCACUACCCCAGGAGUCGAAGAUGAUGACCGCCUUGGCCGCUACGAGCUAUUCACCCAAAUACCGCUAGUGCGAUACUACCGAAAUUCCAUUCGACAAGGUUUAAUAAGGUCACGUAACAUUGGCGCAACGUAUGCGAGCGGAAGUUACCUGCUGUUCCUCGACAGUCACUGCGAGGUGAACCGCGGAUGGUUGGAGCCGUUGCACGAUCGCUUGGCGAUCGAUCCGACGGCUCUGCUUAGUCCCGUGAUCGACAUUAUCGAUGCACAGACAUUCGAUUAUCGUCCAAACAGUGCACGGUUGCGUGGUGGAUUCGACUGGAGUUUGCACUUCCGCUGGCUACCCAUCGCCGAGGAGGAACUUGAGCAUCGGCGGCACGAUGAAUCGCAACCGUUCUACAGUCCCGCUAUUUCCGGCGGUAUCUUCAUCGUGGCGAAAAGUCUGUUCGAGCAGCUCGGUGGUUUCGAUUCGGGGAUGGACGUUUGGGGCGGCGAAUCACUGGAAAUGUCCCUGAAGGCAUGGCUGUGUGGAGCACACAUCGAGGUGGUUCCCUGUUCACGCAUUGGGCAUGUCUUUCGCCGGAAACAUCCGUUCAAUUUCCCACCGGACGGCAGCCAUCUUACGUAUCUACGCAACACGAAGCGUGUGGCACUCGUGUGGAUGGAUGAAUUUAAGAAUUUUUUCUACGAUGCCCGCCCGGAAGCGAUACCGAUUGAGGUUGGGUCCAUACGGGCGCAACAGGAGCUCCGGCGGAAGUUAAGCUGCCGAAAGUUCAGUUGGUACCUGCAGAACGUGUUCCUCGACCUGAAACUGCCGAACGAAAAUAGCGUCGCGUUCGGGCAGCUACGCCAUGGCGAACGGUGUCUCGGUGUAAUGAUGGGGUCAGCAACGAAGACGCACCGAAAACGCUCUAAUGGUGGUGCUCCGAAGACACACGGUAACGAUGCAACGCUGAUGGAAUGCACCCAUGAGGCCGCGGACAGCGACGGAUCGAUGCAGUGGGCGUUACACAAAACUACUGGCCAGUUACGCACCGAGAUGGGCAUCUGCUUAACGGUGCGAAAUGGACUGGUGAUAACGGAACGGUGCCACAGUGGAGCCACCGUGAACGUGGCCCAACGCUGGCAACGUCAGGGUGGAACGCUCGUGCACCGACAGAGUGGCAUGUGCCUGGAAAGCCUGAUUAAGGCUGACGUCGGUGCGUCCAAGUGUCGCCGCGGUGCUCCGUCUCAGCUUUGGAGCUUUUCUGUCGAAGUGCAGCAGCUCGUGUAGCGACCAGAAGCCAAAAAAUAAA